Molecule: messenger RNA, 5510 nt
Organism: Mucor mucedo
Lineage: Eukaryota; Fungi; Mucoromycota; Mucoromycetes; Mucorales; Mucoraceae
Exons: 6
Coding region: 306-5318 (1670 amino acids)
Biological process (GO): mitotic spindle organization; microtubule-based movement
Molecular function (GO): microtubule motor activity; microtubule binding; ATP binding
Source: RefSeq, a predicted model, not a curated record
GAAUGUACAUAUAAAUAAUUUCAUUCCUUUUAUUAUUAUUUAUUUAUUUGCCCACACAUUCAUUAAACAAUUAUUUCAUAUACAAACUUGGAUUUUUUUUUUUUUUUUGACAGUCUGCAAAAAAAUAAACCUCCUUUAAACCCUAACAACCCACCCCAUCCCUUGAUUUAUUAAAGAAAAAAAACCUCCUCUUACACAACAAACAUUGUUAUUCUCACUCACUUACUAUCUCCUAAUUCUUUUCUCUUUCACAUUCUUUAUACUUUUUUUUUUGAUAUAAAAUUUUUUAUGGUGCUUAAAUAAUCAUGACACAAAAUCAACCAAUCACAACAGCUGUCCAAGUUGCACUUCGAGUAAGACCUUUAACACAAUCCGACCGAUCCCAACCACGGUUCUCGCAUUCCACUAAUUCCGACGUUAUAAAAACUUACGAAAAAUCAAUAGCCAUCGUUCCUCACCAAAAAACAUUUCAAUUUGAUCAUGUCUUUGAUGCUAGUAGCACACAAGAACAAGUAUUUACUUCGGUAGCCUCUAAUUUUGUUGACAGAUUUAUAGAUGGCUAUAAUGUUACUAUUUUAGCUUAUGGCCAAACAUCAUCUGGUAAAACAUACACUAUGGGUACCGCCAUAGAUGAUCACAUCGGUGCAAACCCAGAUCAAGAAGGUAUUAUUCCUCGUGCAAUGUCCGCAUUAUUCCAUAGAUUAGACGAUAUUCAAAAGGAAUCGUCGCCAUCACCACAAUUAAAGCGAGCACCGUCUGUACUAAACACAUUCCCCCCUACGUCGGGUUUAAGAGCUCCAAGGAAAUCAACAUCCACUGUAAAAUUAAGACCUGUAUCAAUGAUGACACCCCCUCGACGUGGAUCCAAUGCCACAACUAUACCUAAUACUAUACCAACUACAACCAAUGAUAAAGCAACUCGUUACACUGUCCAUGUUUCCUUUAUCGAGAUUUAUAAUGAGGAAUUAAUCGAUUUAUUAAAUCCAGCUCCUCCUCAUGAGAGAGCACCUGUCACCAUACGAGAAGAUACAAAAGGACAUAUUAUAUGGACAGGCUUAAGGGAGGUACCUGUUGGAAAUACUGAAGAUGUUCUUAGACACCUUGAAAUGGGUACAAAAAAUCGCGCAACAGGUUCCACAGACAUGAAUGCUGUGUCAUCUAGAUCACACGCUAUUUUCUCUGUAACACUGAAACAAGAGAAAUGGGUGCCGUCCAACAAACCAGCCACCAAAACCGUCACACCUCGACAUAGCACAUUAAAUGUUAAAGCCUUAAUUGGACAAAUGGAAAAACAACAAGGAACUGUCACCCCACCCGAUAGUGAGCAAGGUGAAUGGAUGAUUGUCAAUUCCAAGUUUCACUUUGUAGAUCUUGCUGGCUCUGAAAGAUUAAAAAGAACCGCUGCAGAAGGAGAUCGUCGUAAAGAAGGCAUUAAUAUCAAUGCUGGUUUGUUAGCGCUUGGUAAUGUUAUUUCUGCGCUUUCAGAUCCAUCUUCUAAGAAAUCAACACAUGUACCUUACAGAGAUUCAAAACUCACACGGCUGUUGCAAGAUUCAUUGGGCGGCAAUUCAACAACUUUAAUGAUUGCUUGCGUUAGUCCUGCUGAAAUUAAUUUAACUGAAACUAUCAACACUAUCAAAUAUGCAUAUCGUGCACGAAACAUUCGCAAUAAAUCAGAACGCAAUGAAACUGAAGAAUGGAUGACUAGCGAUAAUUUGGAUCAUUUACGACAGAUUAUUUCGAAAUUAAAAAGCGAGGUCAAAUCACUAAAGGGAAAUAGUCGUGGCACACCAUCACCAAUGUCAUCUAAUGGAUCGCCAAAGUCGCACACUUUUGUACAUGGCAUUGUAUCACCUUCAUCUUCCAUGUCAGACAAUGAUCCACAAACAUCAAUCUCAAACACUACAACAAUCACUCCUAAUAGCUCAUCAUCAUUAGAGUUAUUCGACACUCUAACAAACAACCACCAUCCAACAGUUAUGGAUCUUCGACGUCAAAUCGAGGAACUACAAAACCAAGUUACUGUCACUCGAGAACGGAACCAACUGGUUGAAAAAGAACUUCGUCAGCAAAAGCCCGAUAUGGGUGGUUCAGCCUUCCAACAUUUAGUCGAACCUGUGAUUGAAGAAUAUGAAAAAUCGAUAUCCGGGCUCGAGUCCCAAUUAGCUAUGGCACGCGCUGCAUUGACACACUCGGAUGAAGCUUUGGUAGAGCAACAAGCUAAAAUUGAAGAGUAUCAAAAUUUACAAAGCACUGAAGUCUGCGCACUCAAGGAUCUCCAGGAUCGUCUGAAAACGGCACUUGACCGUGAGCAGGUAUCCGAAAGCUACUGUUUAGAGUUAGAAGGUCAAUUAGAAAAAGCUGUGAGUGACGGACAACGUGACCAGCAAAUUCUUUCAGAAUUAAGGGAAAAGAUCAUGAAGUUUAGAGAUAUGGACGACCACACUGAACAAUACAUUAGUGAUUUAGAAGCUCGUUUAUCAACUGCAGAAACUGAACGAUUAGAGUUGACCGAAAGAAUUGCAGUACUAUCCGACCGAAAAUUAAUUACCACAGAGGAGACAACAGAUUUACUUGAAAAGGAUUUAUUGAGGAAGGAGCUUGAUCAAUGUCAAACGCGAUGUGAGGAGCUUGAAAAGGAGUUGAAGAUGACGAAGGAGCAAAAUGGCAAUUUAUCGACCUCAGAAAUGGCUCGAAUGAUAUCCGAAAAGGAAUCUCAUGUUUCUGAGCUUGACGCACGUUUAAAAGAAAUUGAGCAAAUGAAGUUCGAGCUUUCUCAAUUACGAGAUACGCAUCUAGAAGAAAUCCGACGCCUUGAAGCCAGUAUGUCAGGUUUAAAGGAACAGUGUGUCGAAUACCAAUCUCAGUUAUCCAAUGAAAAGUUACGAAGUCAAUCAUUGCAAGAUAAAAUAGAUACAUUGGAAAAAUCUUCCGAUUCUCGCCAGGGAGAUAUAGAUCAAGCCAAAGCAGAUUAUGCAGACCUCUUACAACAAAUGCGCAAUCAAGAAUCACAAACACAAAUAACUUUACAGCACGGCCUGGAUCAACUUGAGAAAUUUAAAAUGGAUAUGAAUGCUUUACACCUUGUGGAAGAGAAACAAGAUGCUAUAAUACAAGGCCUUGAACUAAAAUUGGAGGAAAUGGAUCACCUUCUAUUCUCACUUCGUUCUCAAUUAGAAGCGCGUGACCAGACCAUUCAUCAUUUGGAAACGGAAAAUGCUGCCAAGACAGAAAUUGCAGUCAAGAUGAAGGAACAAUUGGAUGAUGUUUUGAAGGAUGUGUGCGGUAUGAGUGUUGAGAAAAAACAACUCGAGCAGGUGAUGCAGGUUAUGGAAGGGACACUCAGGUUACAAGAAGUUAAAUCAGAUAUAUCGAUAGAAACUUUACAAGACAUCCAGUUUCAUGAUAAAGUUCGCCAGGAAGAAAUUGAAGAGAAGAGAAAGACUGUCGAUUUAUUAUCUGCAGAAAAACAAGUAUUGUUUGAAUCGCUUCAGCAAGCUUCACAACGUGCAUCUCAGGGCGAUACAAUGGUGAAGAAUCUGACUGUUGAAUUAGAUGAAGCUCGACAUUCUCUUACAGAACAAGCGGGCCUUGUUAAGGAACUCAAGCACAAGCAGGCUGAAGCUGAUGUCGGAAUACAACGUGUUCGUGCUCUUGAAGAUCGUGUACAAAGUCUAGAUCAAGAACUUGAUCUUCAGCGUAAAGAGAAAUUGGCUAAAGAGCAAGAGUGGAUUGAACUUGAACAUGCCGUUCAAAAUCAGUUAGUCCAAAAUCAAGGUUUAGUCAAAACUAUAUCAGAAUUAGAAACCACCAUCAAAGAAGAACGUGCGCUUGCUUCGUCCCAGGAUUCGACAGGCAUGAUUUCUGAGCUUGAAAGCAAACUUGAGUCUUUGCAGCAGACUAAAAAGCAUGAGGAUGAGCUUUGGAAAGCCCAAAUGGAAUCCGUAGAGGAAGAAUUACUUCUUUCACGUAAAGAGAGUCACGAAUACUCUCUCAAAAUCAAGAUAUUGGAGGCUUCUUUAGAUGAUUUAAAACAACAGCUUGUACAAAGCCGACGCUUGAAUCUUGACGAACCAAGAGUCUUACCUGCUUCUGAUAGUGAAAACAGUGAAUCAGAUCUUGAAGAUGAUCUGGUAUGUAACUCUAUGGAUUCAUCUCAUCAAGAUUUAAUUGAGAAGAUUUUGCAGUUACAAGAAGAUAACUCGCAGCUAUUAAAGCAUAAUGAUAAUCUCGAAUCACAGCUCAUCUUACAACGUGGGCAACUCACUCUCGAAACCAAAAAUCUGGAAUUGGAACUGAUGAAGUUGACUGCCGCAAAUGAUCGUCUUGAAAAGGAAAUGGAACAAGUAAUUCCUAGAAACAACAGCAGUAACUUUUUGGUGCAUAAUAGAGACUCAAUGCAGUAUACUUCACCUCCUCAAACACCCCGUGUCUCUUCUCCUCCUCCUCCAAGCACAAGUGUCAGUACUGGAAGUUUAAUUCAUUAUAAAAUGCAACGUGAUAUUUCAACUUCAAGCAUUGCUAAGCUAUCAAAAUCUGGCUCCUACAGAUCGGUUUCUGCCAUGCUUCAAGAUAAUCAACUUGAAGAAGAUAACUACAAGAGAUUAUCCAGUAUAUCUAUGAAAUCAGAGUCGAACAACCGCCCUACUUCUUCACUCAGAGCUAGUCGUAAUGCUAUCAAUUCUAAUAAUUUACCUCCUCCCACCGCACCACCUUCUAAUCCUCUCCCACCUAUUCCUUCGCCUUUACCUGCAUUGCCUAGCUCGCCUACAAUGGAUUCAUCCGCUGGAAGCGAACCUGGGUCACCUCCUAUGCAUCCUAUCAGUAUCAAUGCAUCAAGCCAGUCUUCGUUACAUCGCCAUGAUUCCACUACAUCUACUAGCUUUAGCGAGAUCAUGAACUCUACCUCCUCUGGUAAUUUUACUUCUGAACAGUAUGAUAAACUAAUUCGCUCAUUACAAAGAAAGGCUCAGUAUGCUGAAAAUGACGUGAAAGCUCAUCAAGAUGUUAUUACCAAGUUGGAAUCACAACUAUCCCACUCUGAAUCAUCGAUGCGCGAAGUGAAAAAACAAUUGGAUUUACUUAACCGUGAAAAGCAAGCCUGUAGUAUCGAGAUUGAAAACUUGAGAACCCAAGUGAACCAAAUCCAAACACAGCAACAAAGUACAACGGAUGAAUCGGAACAGGAACGUAAGGAAUUGUUAGAAAAAUUGGAAGCACAAAAGAUCUUGAAAGAAAAGGCUGAAAAGGCUAGACGUAUUCUUGAAGAUCGCAUGGAUGAAAUCAUGAACAAGAAGAGUAAAUUCAUGUGCUUCUAAUCUCUUUUUCUUAUCUUCUUUGUAUAGUUUUCAUUCUUCACUACCGCCCUUUUUUUUAUACAUACUAAUUAUUUUUAUGCCCACUACUUUUUUUUUCGAAUCCCUCGUAUUCGAUGUACUAUUUGAUAUUUAACCUUGAGACACUUGUCAAAAUAAAUUAAACCUUUUGCAAUUUUACCAUUUUUUUCAUAA